AUGGAGCUUUAAUGUUCAAUUUAUGAACUGAAUUAAUUAAAUAGUCAUACUACAAGGGUCUACUCAGUUUGCUUUUUACCAGAUGGAGCUACUUUAGCAUCUGGUAGUGUUGAUAACUCAAUCAGAUUAUGGGAUGUUAAAACUGGAUAAUAAAAAGCCAAAUCCGAUGAUCAUGCUAAUUGGGUCUAAUCAAUAUGCUUCUCACCAGAUGGAACAACUUUAGGAUCAAGUAUUAGGUAUAACAUAAUCUUUUUAUUCAGAUAUUAUGAGCAAGAUAUUAUUUGA
Messenger RNA from Paramecium sonneborni, 285 nucleotides. Lineage: Eukaryota; Ciliophora; Oligohymenophorea; Peniculida; Parameciidae. The record is from the annotation of a GenBank genome assembly.